AUGAAGCAUCAAAUGCUCAAUCGUCUGUCUCGCUUAUUCACAUCCACAUCCACAUCUACCAGCAGCACUGCUCAACAUCAAGAGCACACCAGUGUAAAACAAAAGAAGUCUUGUGAUGACACUACGACGCACAAAAAACAGCGGUGGUCAACAUUGGGCAUUGGCAAAAAGACAAAGCGCAACAGUAUUCCUGCGGGUGAAUGGUUUUCAUCACCUAUUGCGAAAGGCAAAAACCGGGAUUCAGUCAUUGCUUCAUCUCCUGUAAAUGUAGGGUGUUAUUACGAUGAAAAAGUAGAAAUUAUCGUCCCCUCAGCGUCUAUCAACUCCUUCCUAACGACCACCAGUAUGAAUAGCGGAUUUCAGCAUGCUCCAUUCUACUUUUCGUCGCCCUCACUACCGCCACAACAUGAGGUGGAUGAGCAGCUGCAUACGCCAAGAACCUCUAUUGAUGAGCAAGAAAUGCAGCAAAAGCAAGAAAAGACAGUUGGAUUAGCCACCAUGGUGAACCACAUCUUGAGCGAUGCGUUUGUAGUUGCUGAUCAAGACAUAUUUGAUAGAGAUGAUUUCUAUGACUGA
Messenger RNA from Mucor velutinosus, 576 nucleotides. RefSeq lists its product as uncharacterized. The record is from RefSeq and is a predicted model, not a curated record. The transcript has a single exon. The coding region runs from base 1 to 576 and encodes 191 amino acids. Lineage: Eukaryota; Fungi; Mucoromycota; Mucoromycetes; Mucorales; Mucoraceae.